UGGCGCUGGGGACUCGCACUGUGCGGGUCUGGGACUUUCCAUCGUGGCACUGAGGACACCCGGGCUGGGGGUGCUGGCUGUGGGUUCCCCGCACGGGGGUCGCCGGUGUCACCCCCGCCUACUGGCGCUGGCGGAGCCAUCCCUGUCCCCAUCCCGGUGGCACCGAGCCCAGCGGCGCCUGGCACUGGCCGUGUCACCCGCGCGCUGGCUGGUGCCACCGGGCCCCCGCGGGGGGUUGGGGACACGGCGAGGGGCGGGUGGGGGCACGGGUGGGGAACCCCGAUGGGGUCGGUGGUGACCCCCGCCAGCUCCCACAGGUGGCCCCGGUGCCCCGAGGCGAUGGCCGAGGACCGAGAUGUUCGAUUUGUCACCGAGGAGAGCUUCGACUUCGGUGUGCUGUCGCCGUCUGACAGGUACGGGAGGGUGGAGGAAGAGGAGGAUGAGGAUAGCCCGGGCAGGGGGUGCCGGCACGGGGGCAGCAACGGGCGCUGGAGUCCCCUGAGUGGGGCCCGUCUGGAAGAGAUGGUGCGGGAGGCCACGCGCCUGGCGGCACAGUUGGAGGGGUGUCACCUGGCCCCUCCCGCUCCCGGAGACCCCCCCGGACCCGCCUCCACGCCCCCCAGCACACCCCGCAGCCCCCGCCGCCAGACCUUCGUGGUGAAGGACAGCCCGGUGCGGGCACUCCUGCCCACCGUGGAGUCUCAGGGCCCUGCCCCCAGCCCCCGCCCCCCCGCCAAGCCCCGGGGGGCCUCUGCUGCCACCAGUGUCCCCAAGGCACCUCCCAGCCGUAAUUCCACAGCAGCGGCAAAGGGACCCUUGGGUGGCAGGGGGCUCCCCCCCAGCCGUGCGGGCCCACCCCGGCCAUGCCCUCCCCAGGGGCAGAGGGCUGGUGCCCGGGGCAGGUCAGAGCCCCCCCAGGGGGGAACAGCAGGUAGUUAUGGCAAGGGAAUGGGGACACCAUGGCCACAGGGGCUCCUGGGCCACACCCCAACCCCCCCUCUCUCCCCAGGCCAGGCUAAGGUGAGGGGGGGCACAGUUUCCUGUCCCCCCCCAACCCGCCAGCCCCACACCAGGACCACCACCACCCCUGUGCCCUCCGGCUGUUCCCCGGCACCCACUGCCCUCCCCAAGUUGUCCCCUCGGGCUCCAGCAGCGGGUGGGAGGACCCCCACCCCCAGAGGUGCAGGGGCAGCACGGGCAGCCCCCACAACUGGUGCCUCGGGGUGCAAACCAGGACCCCCUCCCACCCGCCUGCGGUCCUCCCGCAAGACGGCGGUGAGCAGCACCCCGAGGUGACACCCCCAAACCACCCCACACCCACCCAGAGGCCCUGGGGGCACCCAGACCCCCCCCUAGGUACCCGCUAAGGUACCUAGGCUGGGGGGGGCAGAGCCAAGGCCACCCCAGGGAUGAGUUGAGACAUCCACUGGGUUUUGGAAGGAGGCAGGCAGCACCAGGGGCCCCCAGGGAGCAGCCAAGGCACCCGUUGG
This is a messenger RNA of Melospiza georgiana, 1490 nucleotides long. RefSeq names its product proline and serine rich coiled-coil 1 (gene PSRC1). Gene Ontology annotation, cellular component: spindle pole; spindle microtubule; microtubule cytoskeleton. Gene Ontology annotation, biological process: mitotic metaphase chromosome alignment. The record is from RefSeq and is a predicted model, not a curated record. The transcript has 5 exons. NCBI's taxonomy places the organism in Eukaryota, Metazoa, Chordata, Aves, Passeriformes, Passerellidae. Gene Ontology annotation, molecular function: microtubule binding. The coding region runs from base 283 to 1296 and encodes 337 amino acids.